CGGGGAGGCGGGAGCCACGCCGAAGCUGCCCCGCCGCUGCCACCGGAGCAGCCCGAGCUCGGGCCCGCCCCGCGGGAGCUGCUGGAGGCGGGGUGGGACCCCCGAGUCCCGCGGUUGAAAUAUAGGGGGAGGGCUCAAGCCGCGCCUCUCCCAGGUGGCCGCCGCCCGCCGAGCGUCCCUCCGCGCCGCCUGCGAGUCUUUUUUCAGAGUCUGAAGAGCUUGGGACACACUUGCUGGCUUCCCCUGUGCCCCUGCGGCAUCCCACUUUCAGCUUUCAGGUUAACCGAAAUCUGCAAACAUUCCCUGCUGCAAGAAAAAGAGGGUGAUGUCAUCAGAAGAUGAUGCCGGUGGGGAGGCUCCUGGGGGCAGUUUCUGGGAGGCUGGAAACUACAAGCGGACGGUGAAACGUGUGGAUGAUGGGUACCGGCUCUGCAAUGACCUUAUCUCCUGCUUCCAGGAGCGAGCCAAGAUAGAGAAGAACUAUGCCCAGCAGCUAACGGAGUGGUCCCGUAAGUGGAGGACCAAUGUGGAGAGAGGUCCGCAGUAUGGGACUCUGGAAAAGGCCUGGCAUGCCUUCCUGACAGCGGCAGACAAACUGAGCGAAAUUCACUUGGCUGUCCGGAACCACUUGGCUGGUGAAGAUUCGGAUAAGAUCAAGGCCUGGCAGAAGGAGGCGUACCACAAGCAGAUGAUUGGAGGCUUCAAGGAAACAAAGGAUGCAGAGGAGGGGUUCCGCAAGGCCCAGAAGCCCUGGGUGAAGAAGAUGAAAGAUGUGGAGACUUCUAAGAAAAACUAUCAUGCAGCCCGGAAGGAGGAGAAAACGGCCCAUACCAGGGAGAACCAUGCCAAGGCAGACUCGUCUGUCUCUCAGGAGCAGAUGCGCAAGUUGCAGGAGCGUGUAGAGAAGUGCACUCAGGAGGCUGAGAAGUGCAAGGAUCAGUAUGAGAAGAUGCUGGAAGAACUGAACCGCUACAAUCCCCGCUACAUGGAGGACAUGGAGCAAGUGUUUGAGGGCUGUCAGGAGGCAGAGCGCAAGCGGUUGUGCUUCUUUAAGGAGAUGCUGCUGAAUCUGCACCAGCAUCUCAACCUCUCCACCAGUGAAAGCUUUCACGCGUUGUAUCGGGAUCUCCACCAAGUCAUCAUGGCCGCGGACAACCAGGAGGACCUGAAGUGGUGGCGCAACACUCACGGACCGGGCAUGGCCAUGAACUGGCCUCAGUUUGAGGAAUGGUCCCUUGAAACACAGAGGCAAAUCACCAAGAAGGAGAAGAGUGACAAGAUGGCUGAUGAUGUUACCCUGACCAGCAUUUUGCCUACACGAGAUGGUGUUGUCUCACAGACCCCUCUGAAGACAAGGUUUUCCUAUCAAGAGGAGCAGAACAGCCUCUUCUAUGACACCCUGAAGGCACCAACCCAUGUGAACGGAGGGAAGGAAGACAUUUCGGAGUGGUCAGAUGAGGACACUCCCAAGAAGUGCCUGGAUGCCAACGGGCACGAGGAAGACCUAAAGGUACCAGGUGUCCGGGUACGAGCACUCUACGAUUACACAGGACAGGAGGCUGAUGAGCUGAGCUUUAAAGCAGGUGAAGAACUAAUGAAGAUUAGUGAGGAAGAUGAGCAGGGCUGGUGCAAGGGCCGACUUCUCACUGGUCAAGUUGGACUCUAUCCUGCUAAUUAUGUUGAGAAGGUUGGAUCAUGAUUGCUGCUGCCCUGCCAGUGCCUCACAGCCAUACCAGCAUCUCCUGCAGAGGUCACUGGGUCACUUCUGGCCCCAAUCCACCUUUGCAGUAUAUCCAGCAGCUUCUGGACUUUAAAGGCACAUAUUCCAUGUAACUAAUGCUUCAUUUUGAACAUCUAGAUCUGUAGGGAUUUUCUAAAAAAUAAACAAGGAUGAAUAAAGACUUUUCUGAGCACUACAGUAGUGUAGGAGUGCAGAAAGAAACAGAUCCUUUUGACUUGCACUCAGAGAAAGGAGAUAACUGUUUUCAUGGAGCCCAAAAGCAUGCUUCCUUGACCUCAAUGCACAUGCAUCCAUAGGGUGUUGAGGUCUGCCCUGUCUCCAGGCUUCCUGUUCAAGGAAUCUUGGAUAUGCAGGGUAAUAGGGAACUUCUACAUUUGUUUCCCAUUUUUAGCACCAUCAAGCUGACUAGAAGAAAGGUCUUUAUUCUCCCAUGUCUUUUGUAAGUUUUCAGUAUCCCUCACUUGCAAGCUUUUUGUCUUCCCUGGUUAAGGCAGCUGGUAUAAGUGACACAGCUUCAACCUGAACAUCCCUUUUCACUGCCCUCAUAUUUAUUGGGAUAAUCCCAGAAAUGAAUGAUAGUGUAGCUGAGGCACAGGAGAAAGAAGCUUCUGUCUUGCAUGGUCUGGCUGUUCAGGCUAAUGAGUUGUGAACAGACCUGUUGUGCAGCAAGCUGGAGUUGACUGAAUGCUCCCUGAACUAACAGGGACUUUGACACAUGCUAAAGGCUGGUUUUGACAAAAUGACAGCCACGUUCCAGUGCUGUUCUGCUUAGGAUUCCUAAAUGCACUUGUGUAUGUUGGGGUUUCUAAUGCAUCUAGAUUAUUUUGGCUACACCUCUCUUCAAGAGCACUUAGUGCACAGCAGAGACCCUCUUUUUUUCCUUUCCAAUAUCUUCUUGACUUACACAGGGCUAGAAGUGCACUCCCUGCUUUGCCAAAGACCCCUGCACUGUGAUGAGGGUUGCACUGUGGAAGCUGCCUGCUGGCUGGCACAGAUUACCCAUAGAGAGGUAGCUCCCCUUUUUGUCCUGAAUUGCUGCAAGUGCACUUAUGCCCAGUUGUUAAGUGCCAUUCAGCAGGGAGGAUGUAUCAAACAUCUUUAUCUCACCUGUCCUUCUGCCUUUGAAAGGCUUGUGAGGCUGCUGGGAAGACCUGGCAUCCUGAUCUGCAUAUUCUAGCAUUGGGACUGAUAAGCCCAAGAGCUUGAGGGAACAAAAACCAGGAAAAGUUACCAUUGUUGGAGAAACAGAGGCGAACAAGCAGUUGCUUAAAAAUGGCUUACUUAGUACAUCUGCUUGAAACUGCUCCUGAAAUGCAUUUUGAGUUUGUAGUGACAUUCUUCUUCUGACCUAGCAAGUGUGAGUGAACUGGCUAAGUCAGACUCACAAAACUCAGUCAAGCCUCCACCAACCACUUGGGGUGGUGAACUGCUUCAGAGCUGCUUGGAAAAAGGGUGCUACAUAUAAAGGCUGAAGUAGUGGGUGAACAUCAGGAUUAAAUGGUUAUUAUUGUGUUAACAGCAGCUAGGAUGCCAAAAUGUAGACUGAAACAGAGGAGGGGAUGGACAUAUUCAAAAAAGCCUGGAUUUAGCUAUGAAUUUAAUUAGUAUUCUAGGUUCAGUAUCUGAAGGUACCUCUAAGCUUAUGCCACGUAAUUAGAGGUGGUGGUAUAUAAGCACUUGGAUUAAUUUAAAGAUCCAGUCUCUGCUUUCAGUGCUGUGUCCCAGGUAAAAGCAUCAUUAGUGUUGAGCAGUAAUUGCAAGAAUUGCAAGUAUUCCACUUGCUGACCCACAAUGAAAUGAUUUGUUGCUCCUUUGACCUAGCACACAUGAAUGUGAAGAGAGGCAUGCCUGCCAGGCUUCUGAGAGAACUGAAACUAAAACAGCACUAAAAUGAGCUGAGAUGUCCUGUAAACAAUCCUGAAGUUUCCCUGAUUAACCUGCAUCGUUCAAACACUAAUGCUAGACUUUCAUGUAAGGUCAAAAAAUGGUAGAAGGGAGCUACAGACGAUAAUGUGGAAAAUUGUCUUAAACUCCUUCUCUGAGUUCUAGUCAGGCUGUAAUUAGGGAUGGAGAUAGGUGUGGCCAGAAUGUGCUAAAGGACAGAAAUGUCCAGUAGACAGGACCUCUGAUUACAGUACAAAUAACCUCAAAUUCCACAGGACAAAGUCUGAACAGACUUGUUUGUCCUAGGAAAACAUGACCACCUGAUUAUAAUGGGCUGCUUGAAAGUUUCCAGAAAUACUGACAUACUGCAUCUUAUAUGAACAAGUUCUCUAAGGAAUGUUUGCACAUCAGAAAUUCCUGCCAAGAGCUGAAGUAAUGGACAGGAGAUAACACACUGAGAAUGAAAAAUUGCUUCACUGGACUAUACCUCACAAAUGGGCAGGGCACUUAGUCCUGGCUACCCAAAACCAUCUGGAUUAGUAAAAGAGAGCCUGUGUAGUAAAGAUCCAGCUGGAGGGAAGGAAGAAAAAAAACCCCAACCAACCCACAUCUAAUGACCUUAUAUUAAAGUAAUAGCUCUGCCUGGAUGCUUGGUUUUCCACAGGAGCAAAUGAGGUUUUGUUAACCACAAAGGUUCUAGUUGAAACUUGCCAUCCAUGCCAUGCCAAAAGCUUUGUGUGUGAACAGAGACAUAUACACAUAAACUAAUUGCUGUGCCUGAAUUCCAGAAGCCAAGUGAAGCCUGUUCUUCCCCCAUGGUCUUUGUAAAAAAAUACAAAUGCAUCUCUGUGCCUGAUGGGCAACAUAGUGAAUAAUUAUCUAGUCAUAUUUUAUUUUUUAAUAAAGCCAUUCCUUGUGGAAAGCGCA
Prinia subflava (tawny-flanked prinia) is the source of this 4552-nucleotide messenger RNA. RefSeq names its product protein kinase C and casein kinase substrate in neurons 3 (gene PACSIN3). Gene Ontology annotation, molecular function: protein binding; phospholipid binding. Gene Ontology annotation, cellular component: plasma membrane; cytoplasm; endosome. Bases 326 to 1699 code for a protein of 457 amino acids. Gene Ontology annotation, biological process: plasma membrane tubulation; cytoskeleton organization; regulation of endocytosis. The record is from RefSeq and is a predicted model, not a curated record. The transcript has 12 exons. Lineage: Eukaryota; Metazoa; Chordata; Aves; Passeriformes; Cisticolidae.